UUGGUGGUAACUUUUUUUUUUCUUUCUUUUUCCCUCCAGUGUCUCAAAAUAUCAAAGCCUCAGUUCCUUCCUUUGUUGACCGAGUCUCUUCGUCUAUCACGGUGAUGGUUGGCUCUCAUCUUUUAAUUUCUAUCCGCUCACCCAAAAAAAAAAAAAAAAAAAAAAAAAAAACCGCUUGAAACCACAACACGCUAUUCGCUCAUUUGCUGACCAAGCUGACCAAGCUGCGUUUGCCACCACCCCUCGAGGCUGCAGACAUUCAGCUAGCUCUCCUUCAACCCUGACCUUGUUGUGCCUGAUCACCGUCCAGCAUACCUAGGGACGAAUUGGGCGUUGAGAUCUGUUCCCAAACCAGAUUCACUUCAAUACGUGCACUUGUUGAAUCAGCUGGGCGGUUCGGCUUCAUCCCGGUCGUUCAUCACCAGCGGCAAGGGGGACCACACUGGUGUUGGCCCGGAAGCUCGAGCGAGGUCAGUCUGUGCAGUGCUGCUCUCCACAGUCUUCCAAUCGAGUUGGGGAAAUGCGCGGAGGCGACUAUCAGUGAACAAGCAAUUUCACCCACCGAACACCGACACUGGCACCGCGACUUUGCAGUGGAAUCAACCUCCUUCCGCCCCCCUCCAUUUCCCUCCCGUCAUUAUGGACGCGGCGGACGACUGGUUUGAUGACGAGGGCGGAUUUUUGUACCAGGUCGAGCAAUUAGUCGCUGAGGGCGAAGGGCAAUUCGAGGACCAUUACGAAGACCAUCUGGCCAUCGACAACGACAGCAGUGACAUUGACAUUGACCUGAGUCUCGACAACAGCGAAGACGAUCACGGCGAAGUUUCUGAAUUGGACUGGGAUUACAACUUGGACGACAACAACAACAACAACAUUGAUCUAGACCUUGACGACGAAGAAGGAGCAGAAGAAGAGGAGGAGAAUCACUACAACGUUGGCGGCGGUUCGCUGUCGCCCCGCCAUCGACGGAGCCCACAUUCCCCACAGUCUCCGUCAUCUAGCGAAUCUAGCCUGGUCGACGCCGACCCUGGAUUUGACAUCGACCUCGACCUUCCCUACGAUUUUGACCACGACUUCGACCUUGACAUUCCCGGCUUUCACGACUACUCCGACAACAGCGACAACAGCCUCGAACUUGACAGCAGCGGCUUCCCUUCCUCAGACACAGAACAAGACAGCGAAAACGAGGACGACAACGACGACACCUCUAGCGACGAAAGCGACGAUUCUGAUUCCUCUGUCGACCGCCGUCUCCGCGAACAGUUUGAUAUCUUCGAAGCCAGCGCACGUAUCGAGGCGCGUCUUGACGAAUUAGAACAACGCCGCCAGCUAUUUGUGCAAGGACUGGCUGAGGCGCGUCGGCGGUUUGCAUCGAUUGCAGGAGAGGAAAACCGCCACGAACAAAAUCGUCACCACCCAUAUCGCGUGCCGGCUCUGCUUGACCGUCGCCGUGCUCAACAACAGCGGCAAGGCGGGGGAGGUGUUUUAGGUUCGGGCGAAGGAGCAGCAGGUGCCCCGCGAGGAGGACAAAACCUUGCCGCCAACAUAUUGGACGAACUAGUCGAGAUGGAAGUAGAAUGGGCGGGCCAGGGCGGCAACGCUGGCCGGCGGGCAGGCAGGCGUACUCCCGCUGCUGCCGCCGCCGCCAUUAACAACCUCAACCCCGCGCAACCACAACAACAAGACCAACAAGCUCAAGUUGUCAUCGACUUGACCUCAGAUUUGGAAGAUUCCGACGCCGAGCCCCCUGCGCUUCCUCGAGCUGGUGGAAGUCGAGCUAUAAACAACCGCCGUCAUCAUCAUCACAACCCCGGAGCAUCAGCAGCACGCCGCGCACGCCGCGCAAUGUCCGCCAACAACGCCAACAACGGCGCUCCUGCCCAAGCUGGCAACGGAUUUGCCGAGGUCAUCGACCUUACGCUGGACGAUGACGAACCCGUCCCAGCUGCCGGUGGUCACCGCAACCACCGCCCUCCUCACCGCGAACCCGGCAACGUUGAGCGUAGCCGAAGGCCCGUGAAUCGCCGCCCGGCCGCCAACGAACUGAUUGUCGACCUAGGCGAAGUCGACUCGGACGACGACGACGCCGUGGCUCGCGCCGCUCAUCGCUCAGUAGCACGUAACGCCGCCGCCGCUGCCCGUCACCCAGCCGCCGCCGGUAGAGCCGCGCGCGCAGUACCAGGCGCUGGCAUGUUAGGCAACUUUUACCAACUCUUCCGCCUGGGCGCUUUCGCCAACGUCCGACCGGAUCUCGAAGUCCAACUUAUUGGCUUGGACGCGAACAACAAUCCGCUGGGAAGGAACUUACCACAUCUCGACUACGGUAACAAUGGACGAAACGGAGUUGCGGCGGCGGCGGCUGCUGCGGCUGCUGCGGCUGCGGCAGAACAACAGAGAAAUGCGAAUGCGCCACCACCGCCUAGAGAAGGGUUCACGCGGGCUACGGGAGAGGAUCUGACGGUGGUUUGUCCGAGUUGUGAGGAGGAGUUGGCUUAUGAUCCUGACGAGGAAGAUCAAAAAGCGGGGCCGACACCGAAGAAGGCGAGGACGAAGAAGGAUCGAGAGGAACACUUCUUUUGGGCUGUCAAGGAGUGUGGUCACGUCUACUGCAAGAAAUGCUACGAAAACCGCAAGUGCACAAAGAACACGGGCUUCAAACACAAGGAUCAGGCGUCCUCUGCGUCGGGCGCGGCUGGUUCUAGUUCCGGCGCUGUGGCGGCCAAGAACCUUAAAGUCCUUUGCGCCGUGGACGAUUGCUCGACUGAUGUCAGCUACAAGACGGCGUGGGUCGGGUUGUUCUUGUGAGCUGAUGAAGUCGUAUCUGGGGCGCAAUGGACGUUGUUGUCGUCGGUAUGCAUUUGACGGCAUAUCUGGUAUUAUAGUAGCCGGCGGUAUGAAACAUCGACCAAGAUGACGGACGGCGGACAACAUGGACAGCGUCGUCCCUGCUUCUUUCGCAUAGCUAUUUCCUUGACACAUCACGCCACAUUUCCCUCCGGUGGCCUACAUUUACAAAGGGCUGUUAUAGUACUUGGGGUUGAACAUUUGUCCUUCCACGGACGGACUUCCCAACCUCAUCUCUCUCACGACAGACCCCCCUCUCAAAUUUUUCUUUGCUCGAUGACGCCUCACAGCGCCUCUUUCUCACUCACCUCAAAAUCUCACGUUGGCUUCACGGUGGUCUGAUCUGGUCUGUCCCGAUCUCUUGAACGGAUGGACAUUGUUGUCGGCGGUGGUCUGACUGCUUGCUUAUACAUCGAUACCUUCCUCAGUAGCAUAGCGGAGCAUUUAGUUAGUUAGCAUGGUCACGGCUAGGUGUUGUUGGUACGGUUUCGGUUCGGUUCGGUUUUGCUUUUGUUAGAUAGACUAUGCGGCAUUUUCCCUUUAGAGAGGGAUUUUCUUUUCUUUCUUUCUGUUUGCUUUAUGGUUUCAACUGCAUGCAUGGAUGGAUGCACGGAUGGAUGGAUGGAUGGAUGGACGGCUCGAUGGGGAUGGAAAAAAAAGGUUAAUUUAGGGUUGGUUGGCGUUGGUGGAUUUUGUAUCCUUAUAGGUGUUACGUUUUAGGGAAGAUGGAAGAUGGAAGAUGGAAGAUGGAAGAUGGACACUUUACAAUUACCUACUCUCUUCAUGAACGUACAUAUGGC
Messenger RNA from Neurospora crassa OR74A, 3644 nucleotides. RefSeq lists its product as hypothetical. NCBI's taxonomy places the organism in Eukaryota, Fungi, Ascomycota, Sordariomycetes, Sordariales, Sordariaceae. Gene Ontology annotation, molecular function: ubiquitin-protein transferase activity. The record is from RefSeq and is a predicted model, not a curated record. Gene Ontology annotation, cellular component: SUMO-targeted ubiquitin ligase complex. The transcript has 2 exons. Bases 640 to 2805 code for a protein of 721 amino acids.